UGCCGAGAACUCACGAGGAGCACAGUAUGACAGAGCACACUUCCUCAGUGCAGUUAUGAAGAUGAGCACGGCGAUAGUGAAGAGAUUCUCGAAUCACCAAAAGAAAAUGAAUUCAACAGAGCAAAACAAACCAACAAUGGAUUUACACGAAGCAGUUGUUGCCUCAAAAGCAGCAAAAACACUAAGUUUGUUCAACAGAAACUUACAAAAGAAAACGGUGAAGCUGGAAGAGGGUAGUCCCCCCAAAACAAUCAAACGCUACCUUAAAACUAUGACCAAAUCAACGUUUCGUGGAGAUGUGGAAAGCAACACUGAUACAAUCGAUUCAAAGGAAAAACAGAGGCGAAUUGAUCUCGGGAAGGUCAUGAAGAAACUCUAUCUGCUAAUUGAAGCAGGGAAAGCCUUUUCCAAGGAGACUGAGGAAACCUUGGGGGAACUAGCACAUUUACGGUCAGCUGGGAAUUAUGUCAUCCUUGACAAAGAUAGUUACAAAGACAAACUAAGCAAUGAAUACAAGCGCUUUCUCGACUUAAGAGAAGAUUCGAUUUUGAAGGUUGAAGAAAGCAAGACAAGUACGAAUCCAAUGAAACCUGUUGCACCAUUGCAUCACGAUGACUUUUGGGGCACGAGGCAACAACUACGGUCUGGCAAAGUCGUUGGUGAUAUGCUCGGCGGCAUUGACCCGGUCUUUGGCGCACUUUUAAAUCCAACAGGUGGACGGAUCGGAAGAGGAGACUCUGAAACACUUCACAAUAUGCUUUACAAGAAAGACGAUCCUUUGGCAUAUCACGCUGCAGUCCAUGAUGCCUUUGGUUACCUCAUUCAACAUCAUGGCAAAGGUCCCGGCUAUAACUACCUCAAUACAAGGUGGACGUUCUUCCGAAAAGAAUCUCCCAUGUCAUGUCAAGCAGCCGGAGUGAAGUUCUGGAAAAAAGCUUUGAAAAGAAGACCAGUGGAGAAAGAAUUUUAGAUUAACUUUAUUUGUGUGCAUAAAAUAUUGAACUGAAUCAAAAGUCAGUUUUCUUUCUAUUUUCUUUGUGUCUUCUAUCGGACAUAUUCUUUGCUAGUUUUUCCAUGUACAUAGUAAAUAUCAAAGUAUUAUAGAAGUUUAAUAGAAUUAUUUUAUUACAUUAUAUCAAUAAUAUUAUAUAUUUUAUUAAUAGUUAGGUAUGAAUGCAUUGACAUAUUGACUACAGGUGGUGGAUUAUUAUGUAACGAAUUAUUUCUUAGCCAGCUGUGCAGAAAUGSCAAUUAAGGUUUUGUCAGUUAAGUUAUGUAAGGGAUUCAUAGCCUUAGGUGAUCAUGCUUAUCGAGUAUAUGAAAAAGUUGACUUAUUUGAGUAAAAAAUAAAAUACGCUCAUUUUUCAAAGUUUA
Messenger RNA from Exaiptasia diaphana, 1374 nucleotides. RefSeq lists its product as uncharacterized. The record is from RefSeq and is a predicted model, not a curated record. NCBI's taxonomy places the organism in Eukaryota, Metazoa, Cnidaria, Anthozoa, Actiniaria, Aiptasiidae. Bases 56 to 970 code for a protein of 304 amino acids. The transcript has 2 exons.